Molecule: messenger RNA, 3532 nt
Organism: Gadus morhua (Atlantic cod)
Lineage: Eukaryota; Metazoa; Chordata; Actinopteri; Gadiformes; Gadidae
Gene: qsox1
Product: quiescin Q6 sulfhydryl oxidase 1
Exons: 13
Coding region: 121-2637 (838 amino acids)
Biological process (GO): protein folding
Cellular component (GO): Golgi membrane
Molecular function (GO): flavin-dependent sulfhydryl oxidase activity; protein disulfide isomerase activity
Source: RefSeq, a predicted model, not a curated record
GUCCGCUGGUGGGAGGGCGCUGGAACACAAACCUCUAGCGGAAUAAAGUUAGGGUCAGUUUUUGAUGUAGUAGUUGGGACUUCCGUGCGUACUGACAGUCUUGUAUGCAGCCUGUCGAAUAUGUCUCGGUUUGCGGAUCAUAUAGGGUUACCUCAGAAAGUUGCAUCAGUAACCAGGGUGUUGGUGUGCUUUUUACUCAUUUUUCCAUCCAUUACCGGAGCCGGACUGUACACCGCUUCUGAUCAGAUAUUGGUGUUAACCCCGCAAAAUGUGAACUCGGCACUGAUUAACUCCACGGCUGCAGUGGUGGUGGAGUUCUACGCUUCGUGGUGUGGUCACUGCGUACACUUUUCUCCUGUUUACAAAAGUCUUGCAAGAGACAUUAAAGAGUGGAAGCCUGCUGUGUACCUGGCCGCCAUAGACUGUGCCGAGAACAUUGAGGUCUGCAGGGAUUACGGCAUCUCAGGCUACCCGAGCAUUAAGUUCUUCAAUGCCUACUCCACGAAUGCUUCUAUGGGAAAAUACAUCCGAGGAUUCAACCGGGACCUGAAGGUUCUGCGUCAGCUGAUCGUAGACCGGAUGGAGGCCCAUGAGGAGCCGGCCCCCCCCGCCUGCCCUCCCCUGGAGCCAAUAAGCCAAGCGGAGAUUACUAGCUUCUUUGAAACGAACACCGUGGAAUAUCUGGCCCUGAUCUUUGAGGAAUCCACUUCUUACGUGGGCAAAGAAGUAACCCUGGACCUGCUGCAGUUUGAGAACGUGUCAGUGAGGCGGGUGCUGCGGUCGGAGGAGGCCCUGGUCUCCCAGCUGGGGGUCACUGAGUUCCCGUCCUGCUACCUCUACUACCCAGGAGGAAACGCCACCAGACUCCAAGUCCAGAUCGAGGCUCGCGCGUUCUACUCCUACGCCCUCCAGAGGCUGCCGGGGGUGGUGCGCUUUGGCAAGCCCAAGCCUCUGUCAACAGACCUGCUCACCAACAACACAGUAGAACCCUGGAGAGCCUUUAACAGCUCCAGGGUGUAUAUGGCGGACCUGGAGUCGGCGCUCAGCUACUCGCUGCACGUCGAGUUAUCCAGCACUGCCGUCUUCAAAGGAGACGCACUGAGCGCGCUCAAGGGCUACAUAGCCGUCCUGGCUAAGUACUUUCCCGGCCGGCCGAUGGUGACCAACCUGUUGAAGUCGCUGGACUCCUGGCUGAAGGCCCAGGACGGGGCUGAGGUCUCCUACAGCGACCUCAGAGAGGUUCUGGACGUCCCAGCCCAGGUCCCCAACAGUGGGUUACCAGCGGUGGUGAGGUGGGUGGGCUGCCAGGGAUCGAAGCCCCAUCUGAGGCGCUACCCGUGUGGCGUGUGGACCCUCUUCCAUGUUCUCACAGUCCAGGCCCAACGCUCCAAUGAAUCAGACGCGUCACAACCUCAGGAGGUUCUGAAGGCCGUACGAGACUACGUCAAGGAGUUCUUCGGCUGCAGGGAGUGUGCGGAGCACUUCGUCGCCAUGGCCACGGAGGGCCUGUGGGAGGUGAAGACCCUCUCCGGGGCCGUCACCUGGCUGUGGACCAGACACAACCGGGUCAACAACCGCCUGGCAGGUGCCCUGAGCGAGGACCCCCACUUCCCUAAGAUCCAGUGGCCGUCCCCGAAGAUGUGUCCGACCUGCCAUGGGGUGAGGCAGAACGGAGAGCAUAGCUGGGAGAUGGACCAAGUGCUGGCCUUCCUCGUCUCCCACUUCGACUCUGACCGCCUGCUGCCCGACUACCUUGUAGACGAGAGCGAGCUCCUGGCCCAGCAGAGGAAGACCCAUGAGGCGAACGUCCUGAUCACACAGAAACGGGCAGAGAGGAAGGCCAGGGAGGCGGGGGAGUCCGUCGCGGAGGCCGCCGUCUCCCAGCCUCCCGCUGAAGAGCUGGGGACGGAGGAGGAAGAGGAAGAGGAAGAGGAGGAGGAGGAGGGGGAGGAGGAAGAAGGGGGGCCGGAGGAGCCGGUGGUGGAGAUGGGAGGCAUGGGAAAGGAGGAGAAGGCGGCGGCACCGGCGGCAGUGUCGGACAAGAUGGCCGCCGAGUCGGCUCCCUGGCCCGGCAAACCGGGCGCGGGGGGCGGGGUUGUGCGGGGCCGAUGGCGUUCGCUGAGGAAGCCCGGCGCGGCGGGGCCGCGGCCCCGGGACGCCCAGGAGGACAUCGUGGACCUGGACUCCUUCGUCAACCAGCACUUCAAGAACAAGGCGCUGCGGGCGGCCGCCGCCGCCGCCGCCACCGCCGUCAGGGGCCGCACCCUGCAGAGGAAGGUGGAGGCGGAGCCGGGGCCCGUGUUCGGCCUGCGCAUGGAGCUGGACCUGGGGCUGGGGAUGGUGGGCCUGGAGCCCGUGGAGCCCGGCGCCGAGCCCGGCGCGCGGCAGCAGAGGCUGUGGCUGAAGAAGCGGGAGCUGUCCGACACGGCGUUCGUGGCGGACGGCGACAAGGCGGACCAGUGGUACGUCGAGGACCCCCGGGGCCGCCUGAUCUCGGUGCUGAACGUGGGCUUCUCCCGGCUGGACAUCAGCCUGUGCGUGGUGCUCUAUCUCCUCUCGUCCAUGUGCCUCAUGGCCAUGUACCUGUUCUUCAAGAACCGCCUCAGGAUACGACGGGUUAAGGUCUCGCUGCCCUGAGAUGGACCAACACACUAUUUUUUUUUUUUCUAACAGGGUCUGGUUGGUUCAGAGUCCUGGAAAUAAACAUUGAAUCCUACCACUAUGUCACUCUUUGUCCCGGUCCACGAUGCGGGCGCUAAUGCCCGUCUAGCAUGGAGUAGGCAGAGGUUGUUUUAAGGGGAUGUGUGAAAGAUUAGAAUUCCACUUAAAGAGGUUCAAGUAGCAUUAGCGUACCUUCUAAACCCUGUGGUUCUGGGUGAUUAUUUCUCAAAUUUGAUUUCCCGGUUGUACACGUCUUGGAGAUAACUCUGACCAAAAUUGUUGUUCAAAUAUAUGCUUUCAUUCAUGUUCUUUAAUUUUUUGAACCAAUCCUUUGAAUCAGCUUGACUUGCACAAACUGCACAAUACUAAUUGGAUGAUCAUGAGUUCAUUACUUUUAUCUACUUACGGUUUACUACUGUUUGACUGAUAAUUGCAUUCCAAAUUAUACGUUCCUUCAGCAAUUCAGUUUGAUUCGCAGAAUACUUUGGUUCUACGUACGAGAACGAUUGAACGUGACUGGAAGUAGAAUGUAGUCAGUUAUCCACAUUCUACUGCCCCGUUGUCAGCCGUCUUUCCUUCCGUAUUUUCUCUGCGGUUUCUUAACGAGGUCCUCGUUUGUAGUCCUAUUACAUCAUGCUGCUGAAUCUGCCGUUAAUGAGCUGCUCGUUACAAUCCUGUUGUUGUCUUUAUUGUUGAGGCGGUUAGUAAGUGCUUAAGUUCUCAGAUCCAUCUUAGAAUAAGCAGGCUUUGAUUUUGGUGUCCGUUGAGGUAAAGCUUGUCCACUGAUCUCACUCCUCUCUGGUAAUACUUUUCUUCGAUUGAUAUGUUUCCCUUCCCAAAUUGAAUCAAUAAACAUAUUUUUGUACAUGGA